GAGUGCGUGAAUGCGUCAUUCCAAGCUCUGACGUAGUAACCCAACUGCAACGUUCGGUUGUUUGCUAGCUAACCUAAAAAUCGGUAAUAACUACCUUUUUCUGACGUAUUCCUGUGUUUUGAAUUGUGUCAAACAAAAUGUACACUAAAGCUGAACAGCUUAUACAUGCUGUAAAACGGUAUCGUGCGUUGUACGAUAUUUGUCAUGGAGAUUAUUGCAAGAUUAACGUCAAAGAAAAAAUAUGGAAGAUCAUAGCUGAAAAUCUUGAAAUUGAAAGUGGGCAAGAAGCCAGAGACCAAUGGUUCAGACUGAGGGACAGUCACAGGAUCGCACUGAGACGCCAGGACAGAAGGAGACAGAAAAAUCCCAAUGGCCAGAUCAAACCUUGGAUUUACCAGAAGCAGAUGGAGUUUCUUCUUCCCUUCAUGUCCAGCAUAGGAUCUACAGACAUCGUUGUUGACGGAGAAGAAGAAGAAGAAGACAACGGAGGAGAAGAAGGAUGUAUAGAUGAACCUGAGGUGAUAGUUCUGGAGGAUGAUUUUUUCAACUCCACAGUUUCUGAUAAAGGUACUCAAGAUACAAGUUUUGAUCAUUCCUACAACACCCACCUGAUCCCGCCAAUGAAGAAAAAGAAAAGACUCUCCAAGUACGAGAUACUGAAAGAGAGAGUGGAGAACGGGUUGGCUGUCACAGAUCUGUCCGAGAUACUGCACCCGAGAACCCAGAGGGUUUUGAGCAGUGUUUAUCACAGUGAACUCACAGAUGUGGUCAGUGGAGUCCAGAUGCACCGUGAAUUGAACAAAGUGUUGGAGAGUGAUGAUACAGAUGUAUCAUCGCAACUUGUGGAGAACGUUCUGAAGGUUAUUGACAAAACUGAAGUGUUAUCACAUCCUCAACACCCAAGACUUGUAGAGAUUGAGAGACCACCAGAUUUGCCACGUCCCCCGAAGGUUCAGGUGGUCACCCCACAAACGCAGCAAGAAGUGUCACAUCCGAAGAUACAAAGAGUUCUAAGGAGUGCCACACAGCAGAAAAAGGUCAACGUGCCCUGUCAUGAGGUUCCAGGGAUAUUGAAACAAGGGAAAAAAUCAAUAUUUGAUGCACUCCCGGAGUUUUCGAAACAAAACAAAGGAUUCAGGGAGGGAAAAUCGCAACAAGGGAAACGAAAGGGAGGAUUCAGUGAGGUUCCAGAGAGAUUGCAACAACCAAAACGAGUGAGUUUCGUUCCUGAGGAUGAGGAAAGUUUGGAGACUGAGGUGUACAGUGGCAAUGACAGUGAUAAUGAAGAGGUUAUGCUUGAGUUUUCAGAUGAUUUUUCGACGCACCAGAAAAAAGAGAAGCCUCAGAAACCUUCCAAGUACGACACACUACCCAAUGGAAUGGAUGUUAGUAGUUGGAAUUCACAAUCAACCAGUGAAAGUGUAACCGAGAAGUCGAAGGACGCUUUGAAAUUGUUUUUUGAUUCGAUGUUCAAUUUGACAAACGCCAUGCCCCACCAUUUUCAGGCGAAAAUUCGGCGGAAAUUGUUUGAGGCGGUAAUGGAGGCUGAGGAAGAAAUUUAUUCGAAUCCUGCCGAGUCUGUCAAAUUUUGUGGCAAUAGUUCUUUUUCGUGAUGGAUAGGUUUUGAAUUUUUCACAAUUUCCUAUCUAUUUACUGCCAAAAUUCGGUUAAUUGUAAGUGCUACUAACUGUAAGUUCAUCUGGUAAUGAAUAUUAUUACCCCACCUUAUUUCUCAAUUUAUUCACUGUUACAUUUGAGCUAAUAAUGUAUAUCUUAUAAUCUGUGAUUAUGAAUUAAAAAAGUAUUCUAGACCCACCUUAUUUUCCAAUUUAUUCAUUGUUAUAUUUUGAGCUAAUAAUGUAUGUUUCAUAAUCUGUGAUUAUGAAUUGAAAAAGUAUCCUGAAACCAGCUUAUUUUUCAAUUUAUUCACUGUUAUAUUUUGAGCUAAUAAUGUAUGUUUCAUAAUCUGUGAUUAUGAAUUGAAAAAGUAUCCUGAAACCAGCUUAUUUUUCAAUUUAUCCACUGUUAUAUUUUGAGCUAAUAAUGUAUGUUUCAUAAUCUGUGAUUAUGAAUUGAAAAAGUAUCCUGAAACCAGCUCAUUUUUCAAUUUAUUCACUGUUAUAUUUUGAGCUAAUAAUGUAUGUUUCAUAAUCUGUGAUUAUGAAUUGAAAAAGUAUUCUCAUCAAAUACAAACUUUUUCCCUCCAAUCUUAGUAUGAGAGGAAUUAUUAAUACUUCUUAUAAUAAUGGGUGGUUUUCAAACUUCUUUAUUAAUUUGAAUUCAUUCAAUGUCAAAAUUGGAUUUCUCUGAUAAUUGAUUUUUCAAAUUCAUAGGCCCUUGGAUUUAUGUAUGCACUCUCCAAGUUGAUCUCUAAACUUGAUAUUAAUGGUGGAUUGAAUGAAAAUUUAUUCUGAUUUAUCUAUUACUUAAUGUGAGUUAGAGGACUGUUCUGGUAAUCUACAUUAAUUAGUUCUACAUGUAAUGGUUUCUCAAUCUAAUAUUGGAAGAGUUAAUUUGAACAUAGCCUACAUGUAAAUAAAAAUAUAGUUGAGUAUUGAAGAAUCACGAUAAUUAUUUUUAAUAAUAUGUGGUCUCCUACUUGAAGUAGUGUAGUUUAAUACGAUUGUAUAUUGAAGUGAAAACACAAUAUUUUGUUGUUUUCUACAGUUAAAUAUUAUACUUCAAUGAAUAUAUUUUAUGAAU
Nilaparvata lugens (brown planthopper) is the source of this 2703-nucleotide messenger RNA. RefSeq lists its product as uncharacterized. Gene Ontology annotation, cellular component: transcription regulator complex; nucleus. Gene Ontology annotation, biological process: regulation of transcription by RNA polymerase II. Bases 138 to 1613 code for a protein of 491 amino acids. The transcript is spliced from 2 exons. NCBI's taxonomy places the organism in Eukaryota, Metazoa, Arthropoda, Insecta, Hemiptera, Delphacidae. The record is from RefSeq and is a predicted model, not a curated record.